Messenger RNA from Panicum virgatum (switchgrass), 2550 nucleotides. RefSeq lists its product as uncharacterized. Bases 504 to 2105 code for a protein of 533 amino acids. The record is from RefSeq and is a predicted model, not a curated record. NCBI's taxonomy places the organism in Eukaryota, Viridiplantae, Streptophyta, Magnoliopsida, Poales, Poaceae. The transcript has 8 exons.
GACUCUUCUCUUGUCUCUCUGCAUCUCUCUCGUCUCCUUCGCCCCCACCAGGCCACCACCUCCAGCCAGCCAGCCGAGAAAAAAAAAAAGCAGUCGGGGGUGAUUGGAUUGGAGGCUUGGAACUUGGAGCUGGCACCUGGCGGCACAAAGCACAGCAAAGCAAAGCAAAGCACCCGAUUCGAUUCCUAGGUUAGCCACCCGGCUUUUUUUUUUCCAGCCAUCCUUCCAUGGCUCUCUUGCUUGAUCGAUCUUGAUUGCCCGCCUCAGAGCUCCUUCCCUCUCCUCUUCUCCUGACUUCUCGCUCUUGCCGGUGGCCGGAGGAGCCGAGGCCGAGCUGGCUGCCCGCCUACCGGCCGGCCGGCGUUGUGGUCGAUCGGGUUAGGCAAGCAAUUUCGCACGGCAAUUGAGCCAGCGCGGCGAUUGGUUGAGCCGUCUUCCACCAUUGCGCCGGCAGCAGCCGGUCUUGCCUCGCCAGCAGCGGAAAGGCGCUUUUUUCUUGGGCCAUGGCAUGCGCGGCGGCGCACAUGUUCGCCUACAACGCCACCCUCUGCGCCUGCGACCCCGGGUACUACCUCCGCGCCAGCAGCGGCGGCGGCAACGGCAGCAGCAGCUGCGCGUCGCUGCCGGGCGGCGGCGGGGGCGGCGGCGGGUUCGGCGACUGGCAGGUGGGGUCGGUGGGCGCGACGCGGAACCAGAGCUUCUACUUCCUCACCCCCGUCCUCUCCCUCGACGUCGUCCGACGCCUCACCCAGUCCCAGGCCGUCCUCCUCUGGGUCGCGCUCGCCGCGCUCCUCUCCUGGUUCGCCUUCUGCGCCGGCGCCAGGUUCGCCGGCCAGGACCCCGCCCGCCACAAGAAGCUCUUCGAUACCCGGUUCUGGAUCAGCCGCCUCGACUGCAUCUUCGACAACAACCACUACGCGGAUGAUCAGCAAGUACUGAAGAAAAGAAAAACAGAGCUGGGUGGUACGUUCUCGGUGGCUACCUUGAUACUCUUCCUCGGACUAGUCACCGUGCUGCUGUAUCAAACCAUCAAAAGACGCAAUGUUGAAGUACAUCGAGUUAAACCAGCUAAUGCGCCGGAUCUGCUGAACUUUGUGAACGAUCUUGAGUUUCACAUAACCACAGUCUCAAGCAUGUCCUGUGCUCAAGCAGUCGCACCUUCUACAGUAGCAAUGGGAACUCCUGGGUUUAUGGACUUCAGGGUGCAGCCUCUGUCAACGCUCUUGACCUACAGUUGCCAGAACACGAGCGAUGGGCCAUCUAUUACACUCAAGUGCAAUGGCUGCCGAAUCCCUCCAAGAGACCACUAUGUAUCCUGGCAGUUUGUUGACAUGCCCAGGCAACCAGCUGCCGCUGUUGGCUUCCAAUUUAACCUGACUGCAAAGCAACAUGGAGAUAACAGUGACGUCAGCUUUGUGAGUGGUACUAUAAGAUCCAACAAUUUCUCUGAUGAUAAUCUGAAGACUUUUAGAGGGCGAGACUCCAAUGUGCUCAAGAUUCAAUUGUUUCCUCAAAUAUAUAACAACCAUCAUGGCUUGAGGCUCUUGCAGCCACUCCUUCAGGACUUCACUCAAGGUUCUACCUUUUCAGAUGUGAAUAGCUUAAAUGCUUCCCUGCAGAACCCUAGUGACGGAUUGAUAAAUACUACGCUCUACAUAAGUUAUCUUUCUGACUAUAUCGUGGAGAUCAACAAUGAAAGUGUGUUAGGCCCAGUUAGUAUAAUUGCAAGUAUUGGUGGCCUGUAUGCCUUCAGUGUGGCAAUUUUCCUGUGCCUCAUGGCUCAAUGUGAAGGAAGGAUAAAGAAGCUCCGUGAUGAGGAUACCAGAAUGCUGAAAAUUUUGAGCAAACAACGUGCUCAGCAAAAUUGGGACAAGGUGCGGAAGUUUGUCAUGUACACCUGGGGUCCUAGCAACUUGGAUCCGACUGAUAGAAGCGGCAAGUGGCCUGAAGGUUCAGUGAUGGAUUCCCUCCACGGAUCCUUCCACAAGAGAAGAAAACCUAUCAAAAGGGGAACCUCCAAUGGGAGUAAACCUAAGAAGCCUGCUGAUAUGGCAAUUGAAAUCGAAAGAGUUGGAGAGAUACAACAGCCAAGCAGUUCUAGAUAGACUUGAUGGAUGGAUGUUCUGUUUGCAAUGCAUCUGUGAUCACGACGUUUCCGACAUGACCAUGCUUCCGGAGAGGGUUGUCUAUAUCAAGAAUGUAGUUAGAGACAAGUGGCAAUUGUACAGAGUGAGGUUGCAGGGCUGUAGCAUCAGGGUUGGGGAUGCUGCUGGUUAGGAAGCGAGAGAUGGGGAAUUGCAUUGCCGUUUUAAGUUGGAGCUGGCUGCUUCAGAGGUCUGUGUCCCCCUUUGAUUUCUUAGACGGGAUUGCUAUUCUUUUCUUGAGUUGUAGAUGUUGAUCGGUGAUCAUCGAUGUCUGUAUUUGAUUGAAGCACUUCCUUUAAUCUCCCUUGAUGUCAAUUGCAAUUUGGAAAUUAGGAAGAGAAGAGGAAACACAGCUCUUAUUCUUUUUUAUUUAUGCAAUGGAUAAUUAAUUGUUUUGUUUCUUCAA